Molecule: messenger RNA, 997 nt
Organism: Clupea harengus (Atlantic herring)
Lineage: Eukaryota; Metazoa; Chordata; Actinopteri; Clupeiformes; Clupeidae
Gene: ppdpfa
Product: pancreatic progenitor cell differentiation and proliferation factor a
Exons: 6
Coding region: 284-637 (117 amino acids)
Biological process (GO): cell differentiation; multicellular organism development
Source: RefSeq, a predicted model, not a curated record
GUCACUAAGAACCUGUGGCUGAAGCUAGAGAAAGGUCUGCGGAAGCCUCACCGGACAACUCAUCCACAAAUGGGCCCCGUCGCUUAGCGUCUACCUCGUCUAACGACCGUCAAACUGAAUCACAGUUGGUGUUUCUUCUACCACAUUCAAAAGUUCGUUAUCAUAGUAUGAAUAUCAUUAGGAAGAGAAGUAAAACAAGUUUAGGUUACAUGUUCUCUACCAGAAAAGGGUUAUUGUGAGCAUUUCCAUCUCUGCAAGGUUGACGUGUAAAGGUAAAAAAAAAAUGGCAGCAAUUCCAUCCACCGGAUCCCUCAUUGCCACCCAUGACUACUACCGAAGACGCAUAGGAUCAACAUCUAGCAACAGUUCCUGUGGCAGUUCGGAGUAUUCAGGGGAAGUAAUUCCUCACCCACCAGGUGUGGCCAGACAAGACUCAGGCCACUGGUGGUCCUCUCUUUUCUUUGGAAAGCAGCCUCAGCCUGGCCUGCCCACUGGGGCCGACUCAAAGAAGGCCGGGACCUACACCCUAUCUAAUGGUCAGGUGACCUGCGUGGCCAGGGAGAUGGUGCUGAAGAGGCAACUCAGUGAGAGCAGUGACUCUGGGAAGGCGGAGGCUGGAUCUCCCCCCUCCCAAUGAUCACCACCCCACCCCCCAACAUACCCUACCCCAGUUCAUCCUGACCCCAAGUUUAACCCCUGGUUACUUGCCCCCCUGAUUCUCAAAACCCCAUCCCACUACCCCAGAGGCCAUCCCAGGAAGUCAUAGGCGAUGGUGGCUCCAUUGUUUUGAUUAUUAUUCUUUUUUUUACUCUAGACUGCUGUAAAACUAUUUGUAAGUAAAUUGUAACUUGUUUUUGUUAUCGCUAUUUAAAAUGUGAAAGAGGCCAAAAAAGUUGUUUGUCCUUUGUGGCUUGAAGCCUGUAGAGGAUGAUCCUGUUUGUUACUGUGCUCGCAUUGUCAUCAUGUCUGCGUUGAAUAAAGUCACUUUUGAAGCUUU